UUCAUGAUGAAGUUACGGUCAUCGCCUACUCUCGCGAGACCUCGUUCCACGCGCGUGAGCAGCUUCGCGCACACGUCGGAGGAACUGAGUUGGAGGAUCAUGGCGGAGCGCAGAAGACACAAGAAACGGAUCCAGGAGGUGAGCGAGCCCACCAAGGAGGAGAAGGCGGUGGCCAAAUACCUCCGAUUCAACUGCCCCACCAAGUCUACAAACAUGAUGGGCCACAGAGUCGACUACUUCACCGCAUCCAAGGCAGUGGACUGUCUGCUGGACUCUAAAUGGGCUAAAGCUAAGAAGGGAGAGGAGGCACUCUUCACCACCAGGGAGUCUGUGCUGGAUUACUGCAACAGACUUCUAAAGAAGCAGUUCUUCCACCGGGCACUGAAAGUGAUGAAGAAAAAAACAGAGAAAGAAAUCAAGAAAGAGAAGGAGAAAGAGAAAGAAAAGGUCAAGAGUGACAGCGGCAAAGAGGAGGAGAAAAAAGGGAAGAAAGAGAAAGAGAAGAAGAAGGAGUCUGACGUUGCUGAAACUAAAAAAGAAAAGAACGAUGACAGUCCUGGAACACCCAAAAAGAAGAAAGACGUGAAGAAGAAAUUUAAACUGGAGCCUCAUGAGGAUCAGCUGUUCCUGGAUGGAAAUGAGGUUUACGUGUGGAUUUACGAUCCUGUCCACUUUAAGACUUUUGCCAUGGGACUGAUUCUCGUUAUCGCAGUGAUUGCAGCCACCCUGUUCCCACUGUGGCCAGCAGAAAUGCGUGUGGGGGUUUACUAUCUAAGCGUUGCAGCAGGCUGCUUCGUGGCCAGUAUACUGCUCCUUGCUGUUGCCCGCUGUAUCCUCUUUUUGAUCAUCUGGCUGGUGACUGGUGGGCGCCAUCACUUCUGGUUCCUCCCCAACUUGACAGCAGACGUUGGUUUCAUCGACUCGUUCAGGCCUCUCUAUACUCACGAGUACAAAGGGCCGCGAACCAACAAGAAGGGCUCAGACAAGAUUGACGACAAGGACAGUGGCGCCUCCACCAAGGCUCAGAAGUCAGACAGCGACGAGAAGUCAGACAGCGAGAAAAAGGACGGCGAUGACGAUGAGGAGGAGGAGGAAGAGGAGGAGGGCAAGGAUGCAGGGCCAGAGGAGAGUAAGGAAGCAGAGGGGGAGAGAGCGGUGUCCGACCGGCACUCAGACACAGACAGCGACCGGCGGGAGGAUGAAGGCUCGCAGCACAGCAACGGAAACGACUUUGAGAUGAUCACCAGAGAGGAGCUGGAACAGCACACGGAGGAGGAGGAGGAGGAGGAAGAUGAGGACGAUGAUGAGGAAGACGAAGAAACUCAAGAGAGGAAAGAAGAUUGUGGGAGUGAAACUAAAGUGCAGACUUCUGAAACAUAAACUUCUUACAGUCCCAUUAUUCAGUACUUCUCUCUUCGUCCUUCUCUCCCUUUUCUCCUGUGAUUCCAGGACCUGAUAGUUCGGUCUCUCUGAGCCCGGAGAGGCUCCAUCUCUUGUUGUUGAGAUCUUCCACUAAACCGCACCGAUAGACGAGUACUGGGAUAGACACAGCAUUGAAAAGCUAAAGGCUAUGACAGUAUGGGGAAAAUGUAAAAACAAAAGAUAAAACGCCUUAUGGUGGAUCUGAUUCCAACCACGCAAAUGUUAUUUAUGUUUAAAUGAAAACUGCCACCAGACACGUUUGCCUGAGGAAGUUGUCAACCUUUUUUUUUUGUUGUAUGUCAUUUCAACUCAAGAUGGUUUAUUUAUGGCUUCGUUCAUUUGUCUCUUCAAUGAGCUCAAAUACUAAUUUUAGAGUCAUCAUAGUAAAGUGACCAGCAGGAUCUGCAGGUUCCUCACCCUGUUUAUUGUUUCUUUCCUUUUUGAGCUCCAGUGUCAUCAUUACAAUCUGAUUAGUUCUGGAGUCCCCCUGGCAUUUACAGUGUGUCAGGAGCUUCACGUCCCGUUGAAAUGGGAAUAAGAGUCUGAUGACUUUCUUAUGCGGCACAUUUGCUUUGUCGUUGAUCCAAAAGGACCAAAUCCUAUAGUUUACUCAACGGGAUAUUGAGAAAAAAAAAUCAUGUGUGGCUGGAUAGAAUAUUUUUGGAGCAGAGCAGUACAGCUCGUUGAGGUACUUGUUAUUGUCAGUAAGAAGAUUUCUUAUUUUAAUAAAUGGCUGACGAUCAUAGUGCAAUCCUCUCCACAGUCUGAAGUAUGUCUAGUUCAUGUUUAACAAUGGAGGACUUGUGUUGAAGCGGAAACGUGAGCAACUGGGACACAGCUGGAGCAUUCAGUUGUCUUUUUUUAAAAGAUCUCAUUUGUAUGAAAGCUAUAAGACAAAAUUGUUGGCUGAUUCAUUUACAGAGAGAACCAGACAAAAAAAGUAAACUUUGGUGCCAAACACAACUAAAGACAUUUUGCAUGCAAAUGAAUUACGCAGGGUUGAGAGCAACGCUUGCAUUUAGCAGAUUCGUUCACGUCGUAACAGCGAGUGUCAAACUUUUACGUCUACAAAACAAAGCGCAGAAGCACAGAACCAGGUUGUUUGUGUGUAGUUAAACAGUUUUUGGUCUCCGUGAAACCAUUUAAAGUUGUUGACACUAGUUUCAGCCCUGUCUCGUCUCGCACAAGCCGCCGCGUGACGACAGCGGACACGCUUUGUGAAUUCAGAGGUCCAAGCUGUUCUUCACAUCAUCCACAGGCUACAAUAGUCAUAGUGAUAAUUCUAUUUAAACAUAAAAAAUAGACAUGCAUCAUUUAUAUAUGGAUUCUAUUGAUAUAUCAAAUAUAGAGAAACAAUACUUAGUCUAUGUAAAUGUAAAACUGCUCUUUCCUCCCUUUCUUUUGUAUUGAGUUUUUUUUAUUCCCCAGAGUGUGUGUAUUGUUCAGCUUUGUUUUAUGAUACGACAAAAUGUGAGCGCUAAUUAUGUAGAGAUUUUAAUAGAUAUCAGCAUCUGUCUUUAUAUUACUUUACACGCGUGUGCUGUGUCCUGCCACAUCUGUUUCUCUCACUAACAGUGUCAGUUAUUAACCAGGGUUCUAAAGCCAGUGGUUUGUUUACCAACCUGCCGCUUCCUACACAACUAACCUGGUAAAAACAUGCUUCCCAUGUUUUUCACACAUUUUCUGGACCUUUGGUUUUGCCUAAUAAUUACCUCAGACUGUGUUUAGUAGUUUGCUCCCUCGUCCCUGUGAGGUUUGUGGUUCUGACUUUCUAUCUCACGCUAUCGUGUUGUCAUCGAUUUCUUUGUUCAUUCCAAAGCAGGCAAAGUGCAUCUCUGUGUCCUCAGUUACUAGUUGCUUACUACUGGCAAAACCAUUUCACAAAAGAGGAAAAAUAUUCUACAGUACUUGUUCUUGACUGUUGCACAGUAUCGGUCUGUUGUAGAUUGUAGUAUUAUUACUCUAUGCUGCUGCUUCUCAUCGCACAUUUCUGGGGGAAAGUGAAAUUGUAAAACAACCAUGUUUUAUCUCUGGUCAAAAACUGUGUCUUUUGAUCAUCUAGUUGUCCACAUUUGGAUCAAUAUCAUUCUGAAGACUGUCUCAUGCAAUAUUGGAGUAUAAUUUAAUAAAAUUGGAUGUCUGGAAAUAUAUAUGUAUCUUAUCAUUGCAAUAAAAAUAUACAAAGCACA
Molecule: messenger RNA, 3611 nt
Organism: Betta splendens (Siamese fighting fish)
Lineage: Eukaryota; Metazoa; Chordata; Actinopteri; Anabantiformes; Osphronemidae
Gene: sec62
Product: SEC62 homolog, preprotein translocation factor
Exons: 8
Coding region: 4-1380 (458 amino acids)
Biological process (GO): post-translational protein targeting to membrane, translocation
Cellular component (GO): endoplasmic reticulum; endoplasmic reticulum membrane
Source: RefSeq, a predicted model, not a curated record